AUGAAUUCUGUUUUGAAUAAUAUGGAUGCUUUAAAUCGUUCUUUGGAAAGUUCAGUUGCUGUUGGUAAAGAAUUCAGUUCAAGUGCUGAUUUAUGGCGUAAUUUUUAUGAUGGUAUGCAAGUAAUGGAAGAAUUAAAACAUGGUCAAAAUGAAUUCCAAGAAAAUGAACAAGCUGGUGAACAACCUGGCGAACAACCUGAAGGUGAAGGUCAAGAUCAAGGUGCUGAUGAACCACAAUCUCAAGAUCAAGAUGUUGAUAUGAAUCCUCCACCAACAGAUUCAAUAAAUGGUGAUCAAGAUGCAGUAGCUACUCAAGAAGAUACCCAGGAAGAUUCACAACAAAAUUGA
Hansenula ciferrii is the source of this 348-nucleotide messenger RNA. It is a transcript of the gene DAD1, whose product is annotated as Dad1p. Bases 1 to 348 code for a protein of 115 amino acids. The record is from RefSeq and is a predicted model, not a curated record. Gene Ontology annotation, cellular component: DASH complex; spindle microtubule; mitotic spindle pole body. NCBI's taxonomy places the organism in Eukaryota, Fungi, Ascomycota, Saccharomycetes, Phaffomycetales, Wickerhamomycetaceae. The transcript has a single exon.